AUGUUUGUUUUUCUAUACGCAAAAAUUUUAAAAAUGGAAAAUAAAUCUCAUGAAGCUAGUAUUGAGCACAAUGAAGUACUAGAUGAUGUUCAUAGUAGGAAUACGGUUGGUUUAAUGUCCCUUGGCGAUAACAAAGCUAACAUUAAAGGUAUCCCAAAAGGAGCUCUUACAAAACACCUUGGCCGAAGUUUAUGCAAACACUCAAAAGGAACAUGA
This is a messenger RNA of Debaryomyces hansenii CBS767, 216 nucleotides long. Its product is annotated as DEHA2A02816p. The transcript has a single exon. NCBI's taxonomy places the organism in Eukaryota, Fungi, Ascomycota, Pichiomycetes, Serinales, Debaryomycetaceae. Bases 1 to 216 code for a protein of 71 amino acids. The record is from RefSeq and is a predicted model, not a curated record.